Molecule: messenger RNA, 1432 nt
Organism: Belonocnema kinseyi
Lineage: Eukaryota; Metazoa; Arthropoda; Insecta; Hymenoptera; Cynipidae
Gene: Kdsr
Product: 3-ketodihydrosphingosine reductase
Exons: 4
Coding region: 303-1301 (332 amino acids)
Biological process (GO): sphingolipid biosynthetic process
Cellular component (GO): endoplasmic reticulum membrane
Molecular function (GO): 3-dehydrosphinganine reductase activity
Source: RefSeq, a predicted model, not a curated record
AUGACUCUUUGUGACACUUUGUACCCUUUGUACUUUGUACCCAGUUGUUUUUGUCAUUCAUGGUGUGUCGUGUAUAAUUGUUAACAGAUGUAUACUGAAUUCGGGAACUAACGUUUAUCAGUUUGUUUUCUUAAUAGUGUUGGUUUUUCUUGUAAUUGAAAUUCUGCAGUACAAAAUGAAUUCUUCUAGUUAAUUAAUGUGACUUCAGAACCUGAUAGAUUCGUUUAUUUGUCCGUUUGCACUAGAUUAUGGUGCAAAGUCCCUAAAAAACUGGCUGUAUGCAAUUAUAUCCUUGAAAAGAAAUGGGUGCCUUGAUAGGAAUUGGAAUUUGUCUUCUUGUAUUGUUGAUCCUCGUUUUGGCAGCAAAACAAAUCUGGCCAACUCGACUAAAAAAUGUGGAAAACAAGCAUGUGGUGAUAACCGGUGGUUCAAGUGGCAUAGGAAAAUGCGUGGCUCUGGUUGCCGCGAAAAGUGGAGCCCACGUGACCAUAAUAGCACGGGACAUUCAAAAAUUGGAAUCUGCAAAAAGCGAAAUUGUCCGAGCGUGCAGAGACAGAGACACACAAAAAGUCGAGUAUUUCUCCCUGGACAUUGGAAAAAGCUACGAGGAUGUGGAGAAAUCGUUGCACGAUCUUGAAAAGUCCAUGGGACCAAUUUACAUGCUGGUAAAUUGCGCUGGCACAGCAAUCUGUGGAAAAAUCGAGGAUACCACAGCGGAAAGUUUAAAAUUGAUGGUUGACCUGAAUUUUCUCGGUACCUUUUACUGCAUCAAAGCUGUCGUGCCCUCAAUGAAAAGCAGGAAGGAAGGAAUUAUCGUUUUGACUUCUUCUCAAGCUGCCUGUCUAGGAAUCUUCGGUUAUUCAGCUUACUGCAGUACGAAAUUUUCUCUUCGUGGAUUGGCUGAAAGUAUAUCUAUGGAAUUAUUUCCUUACAAUAUAUCUGUGACACUUAGUUUGCCACCUGACACUGACACUCCAGGUUUCGCUACUGAAGAAUUGACGAAGCCUUUGGAAACUAAGUUAAUAGGGAAAACUGCUGGUCUUUUUAAGUCUGAAGAUGUUGCAAACAAAUUAUUUAAAGACGCUCUGGCUGGGAAGUUUUUUUCGAUAAUCGGCUUCGAGAGUUUCAUAUUGACGACUCUUACUGCAGGAAUGUCGCCCUUUACAUCCUGGUGUGAAGUAAUAAUGCAGUCAAUGCUGAUGGGAUUGUUGAGGAUUGUUGGAGCUUUUUACCUCGUUUCAUUCCAACGAAUAGUCUUAAACUGUUUGAAGACUCGUGACCAGAGCAAAAAGUCAGAGUAGAUUUGUUACUGUUUUUCAAGUAAAGUGAGUUCGAGAAAUUGUAUGAAAUAAAUUUAAGCAUUUUGUGAUGAUAGAAUGAAUCAAGCUUAAUAUUUCUCUAUAGAUUUAAUAAAAUAUAAUAUAUUUUUUAA